GCGUUUGACUGUUAGCCCUGGAUCGCAGCUAAGUCAGUAUGUCGGAGAAGGAACUUGGGAAAAAGUGGGACCGAUGCCUCGCAGAUGGUGUCGUUAAAAUCGGUACUGGGCUGGGAUUAGGGAUCGUCUUUUCAGUCUUGUUCUUCAAACGGCGCACAUGGCCGAUUUCAUUAGGCUCUGGAGUCGGGCUUGGCAUGGCGUAUGCCAACUGUCAGAGCGACUUGAGGUCACAUUAUCUGCUGCACAGGAGUGAAAAGGAACAGUAACUGCAAUUCAUCCAGUCAUUUUAAAAGUUUUCAUUUUGCAAUGAUUUUGUCUUCGGGAGUGUCAUCAUUUGCACUAGUCUACAGUUGGAUUAAUGUCUGUCGGUUGAUUAUCCAUCCUCAAUCUGUAUGU
Nematolebias whitei (Rio pearlfish) is the source of this 396-nucleotide messenger RNA. It is a transcript of the gene micos10, whose product is annotated as mitochondrial contact site and cristae organizing system subunit 10. Gene Ontology annotation, cellular component: mitochondrion; MICOS complex; mitochondrial inner membrane. The transcript is spliced from 4 exons. NCBI's taxonomy places the organism in Eukaryota, Metazoa, Chordata, Actinopteri, Cyprinodontiformes, Rivulidae. The coding region runs from base 39 to 266 and encodes 75 amino acids. The record is from RefSeq and is a predicted model, not a curated record.